Molecule: messenger RNA, 29989 nt
Organism: Coregonus sp. 'balchen'
Lineage: Eukaryota; Metazoa; Chordata; Actinopteri; Salmoniformes; Salmonidae
Source: the annotation of a GenBank genome assembly
GCUGACGUUAGUUGAACACGUUGCAAUACUAAGCUUAUGGUGCAGACAGAGGAAGAAAGUGUGAGGUCAAACAAUAAGGUUGGAUUUUUAUCGCAACAUUAAUCAUUUAUUAUCUUUAAUGUACUUUUAUUGUAUUAAGAUUUUAGAAUGAGAGACUCGAUAUUUGGAACAGGCUAUUUUUGAGUAGAAUUUUGAGGACGUCAGUUGAGAUGGGAGUUCAUUUUUGAGGUAGGUAAAGAGAUAUCAAGCAUUAUUGUGUGCUGAUUUUUCACUGAUCCUAUAUCAGAUUCGCUGAAGUAAGGACGACUUGAGAUGGAAGUAGAGAUUUUUUAGAUCUGUGCUUAUUGAACUGUUCCUAUUUCCGAUUGAUAGCAAUAUAGCCUACGCGCAUAAGCAUAUGAAAGAAACGAAAACAUUUAAUAUAACGGAGGUGAUCUUCUGGCAUGUGAAAAUGCAACCGUUUUCCUUACAGACUUCAUUACAUUUUGCCCCAGUGAAUACAUCUUAUGUCAAGGAAUGUACCGGUAAUUCGAUACAAAUGUUCUGCCUCGAAUUCAACUACACUGCCCUACCUUGAUCCAGGCAAGUCAGGCUCGUGCUGUUGAGUAAUCACACCUGCUGCCUGCAUCCGGGUGUCUGUGUUUAGUUGGCACACCUCUAUUUGGCUCCAGGGAAGGUAAGGCAAUGAUUAGGCUGCCUUUGUAUCAAUAUAUUUAAAUAAGCUCAUGAUUUUCCCCAUCAAGUAAGGAUUCCUAAUUGUAUAGCUUAUUUCUGAAACACUGCCCUAUAGAUAGUUAGCCAGAAAUGAUUGGUUUUCAGACAAUCUUUCCCUUUGUUUUUUUGUCUACUUUGGGGGUUAAUGAAUAUACAAAACUUUUAACCAGGAGUAAUAUUCACAUUGAUGACCUUGUUUCAAGGUUUUAAACUCUGGUGUACUUUAUGUAUCCAUCCACUCCAGGGUACUAAACUGGAGUGCGUGCAGGCAGAGGUUUGGUCAAAGCGGUUGUUAUGGAAGCGUUGCCAUUCGGCCGGACUCUCCACAGGUCUAAUGUGGAGGAUGUGACAGAACUUCUGAAGGCUAGGGAGUCUAGAAGGGCCAGCGGCAGUAAAACCACACCUGUCCAGGAUCUGUUCCAUGAGGACGCUCAGGUAGGUUAUCAUUACAAGUCAAGACGUUGCUGAAAUCCAACAGUUGCGUUGGUGUUAAGUUGCCACAAAUGUUGCCUGCCCUGAGGGUAUGAGGAAAUCAUCUUUGAUGACACAGUUGGAGCCUGGUCCAAGAUAUGUUUGUGCUGUCUUGUUAAAUCUCAUGGUCAUUGUUAUGGCGUGGAGUGGGAAAGACUGCACAAACAGAUCUGGGACCAGACCAGUGGCGACCCGUCAAUCAGGGCAGGUGGGGGUCUUUUGAGCCCAACCUGUUUAGCUAAAAACUGUUUUGCAUGUUAUUUUGGCAUUAACAUGUGUCACAUAUCAGUUUGCAAACAUUGUAGAAAUAAUUGAGUUAAUAAAGCCGCAUUCAAACAUGGUCUCUUUUUUGCUUUCUUGAGUAAGGCAGCUCCAAAAUGCAGGUGUUUCAGCCUAGCUCAGUGCUUUCUGUGGUGGUGGGGCAGCCAGCGGACAAUACGGAGCGUAGGGGUUGGUAAUGUUCUCUAGUUGCACCGUGAUUGGCUCAGUGUUCUGUCACUCAUGGGGACACUGCAAAAUCUAUGGGAAGAGCUUGAAAAUUCAAGCCCCUUGGGUGCUGCCGUAGAGUUACAUUAGAAGUGCCCAUCCAAGAAGGCUCAAGGUCAUUGGCCACAGAUAAAAUUAGGUCAAAUCACGUUACAUCCACCGUAGCUUUGAUUGAACUGAUCAUGUCAACAUCAUACUUUCAAAAUCUUAGCUAGCAAGCUAGACAAGCAGUCAUCAUCAUGAAUCACGUCGACAAUCUACUGGCAAAUCCUUUUCAAUCCUUGUCAUAUGAUGAGAAAUUAUAGAUAAAACAUAUCGGUGCUCAUCGGCCAUUGGACAUAAACAUUACACAACAAGUUGGAAAUCGCAAAUUCAACAAUGAGUGGUUUGGAAGGAAUCAGUGGCUAACUGCAAGUGUUGCAAAUCAAUCACUAGCCUGAUAUUCAGUGGAGUGGGUGAGUGGUCCAAGUCUGGUUUUAAGAGUCUCUUUUCCAAGCUUAAUAGGAUAAACAUUCAACACCAUAGGCCAGAAAAGGUUGAAUGCAUUGGCCAUGCUGUCAAUCCAGCAUGACUUCUGCCGCGUUCAAAACAACUGGAAACUCGGAACUGGGAUAUCUCAGACUUCAAGAUAACUGGGAACUUGUGGAAAAAGACGAGCUCCGACUGGGAAAAUACGUUUUGAACGGCCAUCCAACUCCGAAUUCCAAGUUGGGAACUUGGGCCUCUUUCUAGAGCUCCGACCUGAAGAUCACUGACGUCACGAUUCGACCUUGUUUUUUUUCUAAGUUCAAAAAAUGUAUUGUAUGCUGCUGCAUUAAUUAUGUAAUAUGCCAGGGAGAUAUAUAUACUGUAGCUAAGAAAUUAAUACUAAGUAUGUUGUGUAGUAAACUGUUAGUAGCCCAUGUGCCUCACCCUAAUAAUUUGGUCCCUUUCCCCCAUAACUUGGCCUACUGUUUUGACUUGGUGGUGCACAUAUAGCCUAUAUUCUGUUUUAGAGAUGUAACCAUAGAAUAUUGUAAGAGCUUUCAUUGUCUGCUUAUAUGACCCCUUUAUUUAUCAUACGGUUCUGACUUGGUGUACAGGGAGAAUACUGUAAGAAUGGCCCAUGUUCUGAAUUCUGUCGCUGUACAUUUAAAAAGUGCUGAAAAAAUAGUUAUUGACUACGUCUGUCCUAGAUCGCUCAUUAAUGUCUUAAUCGAAAUUACGGAUUACCCUCUUAUCCGCUCGUCGUCCCCUUAUGACAGUUUGUACAUAUCAAUUGUCAGUAGAAACCACAUUUGUUUAAGCAAGUCAGCCAUGUUUUUUUUUAAAGGCAGUAAAUGAGGCUGAAUGAACUGUUUCGCUGCCAGACCAGGCUGUGCUGAUAGCCAGGUGUAGCAGUGGUAAGGAUUCACACUAUGGUGCUGAAAAGAAAGCUCUGCUGUUGGCACAGCUUUAUGUAGGCCCUAACAGUUUGAGGGCACCAUUUGUCACUGUUAUAGUGCAAUUAAUUGAUUGUUUAGUGUAUUUUUUUUUUUUUUUUGCCCCUUCGAGAUUUACAUGCUAAAAUAGCCACUGGACCAGACUAUAAAAGUUGUGCAGGUAGCUUAGUGGUUAAGAGUGUUGUGCCAGUAACCGAAAGGUCACUGGUUAUAAUCCCCGAGCAGACUAGGUGAAAAAUCUGUCGAUGUGCCCUUGAGCAAGGCACUUAACCCUAAUUGCUUCUGUAAGUCACUCUGGAUAAGAGUGUCUGCCUAAGGACUAAAAUGUAAAAUGGUAAAAAUCUGAAAGUGUCGCCUACUCUAAUCUGCAGGGGUCGCAGCAUCUCGCUCAGCCAUGGUGGAGGGUGAAACUGUUUGUGUGGGAGCCUGUCUUGUUUGGGACAUGGGAUGGAGUCUUUACUACCUGUAUGAUCAACAUCUUUGGUGUGGUGUUGUUCCUCCGCACUGGGUGGCUGGUGGUGAGUUGGAGUUUCAUUUAAUUUCAUUCAAUACAUUUAUUUGACAGGGACGAUGCACACAAAUCAACAUUUAUGUAAAUGUACCAGAUUUGGCCAGCUAGCUAGUUUUCAACUGUAGUCCCAGGGCAGGUAGCUGUAGGCAAGAGUUUUAAGGGUGGGAUCUAGACUAGUGUUUCUUUAUGAUCUUAUUCCAAGUGACCACCUAGGGGUCCCCAUACUCAACAGGCGGACCACGGGGGCCGGAUCUGGACCCAGAGCGGGGUCAAUAUGGACCGCAUGUUUUUGGUUGAGGGGGGGGACUGUCGGGCUUCGACCCCUGGUAUUAUAUGUAUACAUAACAUGGCAAAAUGUGUAGAAUUGUAGGGAAUGAGCAUUAAACCUGGAAAACGUUCUCUCCGCCAUGAAGAGGGGUGUGAACAGUUUGGGUUUGCAUGGGUUGCGAGUUGGGGGUUUGUUACUAUGCCGAUGAAUGACAAUAACCAUUCGGACAUUUGCCACCUAGGAAAUUUGUGUGACUGGACCUUCUGAAAUAGUACUUGAGUAACUCUGCCCUAGGGUGUGCACAUUUUGGUUCUAUCCCAGCAAUAACACACCUGAUUCAACUAAUCAAGGGCAUGGUGAUUCAUUGAUUUGUUGAAUCAGUAGUGUUAGUGCUGGGCUAGAUCAAAAAUGUGCACACCCUGGGCGUACCCUAGGACUGGAAUGAGAAACACUGAUCUAGGACCUGCUCCAUAUAUUGUAUGACUUUCUUUUUGUUUUUUCUCUUGAUGAUGUAAGGGGAACCUAGGUGUGUUGCUAGGUAUGCUCCUGGUAUCUGUGGUGGUUAUCGUUGCCUUGGUAACAGUGAUGUCAGGCAUCGGCGUCUGCGAGCGCUGUGGGGUCGGUAGUGGUGGAGUGUACUCCAUGAUCUCUACUGUCCUGGGAGGAAGAGUAGGAGGGACCGUGGGGCUCCUGUAUGUUUUCGGCCAGGUGAGAAACAGCAUGUUUGUGUGUGUGCGCGCCUAUAUGUUUUCAUUCCCCCUUCAUCCCCCUGCAACCCUUUGCCAGGUCAUUGUGGUAAAGGAGAACUCACCUUCAGUCAACUCACCUUUUAAAACAAAGAUUAUAUAGCUAAAUAAAUAAAAAGAUGAAUCUAUAUGUUUACAUACAAAGGUCUCAUGUAUGUCUUCUGCGUGGGUUUUGAUUUCAACAGUGUGUGGCUGGAGCCAUGUACAUCACAGGGUUCUCGGAGUCUAUCGCCCAGCUCCUGAACCUGCAGAGUGAGUGGGCCGUUAGAGGGAUGUCUGUAGUUGUCCUGCUCUGCCUUCUGGGUAUUAACCUCGCCGGGGUCAAAUGGAUCGUCCGUCUCCAGCUGAUACUACUGGCCAUGCUGGCUGUCUCAACGCUGGACUUCGUUAUAGGGACGUUUUCCCACCUCGACCCAGGUGUGUACAUAACAUGGCCUGCGGAUGUGUUGUGCUUGACAAAAUCGCAUGGACUGUAGUGUAUAGUGAACUGACAGAAGUGUGUGUGUAGAACUGACAGAAGGGCCAUGAGUGCCAGGAGUAGCACAGUGGUGGUGUGAGGAGUUGUUCUUGUUUAGCCUAGAUAAGUGGUUCUCAAACCUCUCCUUGGGGGACCCCCAGACGUUUCACAAUUGUGUUGUAGCCCUGAAUUAGCUCACCUGAUUCACCUAGUCAAGGGCUUGAUCAUUCGUUGACUAGUUAAAUCAGGUGUGCUAGCUCUGGAAUAGUUCAAAUACAUGGAAUGGCUGGGGGUCUCCGAGGAGAGGUUUGAGAACCACUGGUUAGAUCACAGGUUCAAUUAACAAUUUUGUCCAGUAGGUGUCACUGUGCCAUAAUAUAGCCUGGAGGAUAACCACAAGCUUUCUCUGUACUGCAUUUACUGUAGACUUCAGAGUUCAUAAGCCCUCUCUCAGCCCCCUAGCUUAGUUGCAAAUGUACUGCACCUCUUACUUCAUACUCGUCAUACUCUUAUGCAGUAGCAGUAGCAUAUAAACAUACCUAGUUCUUCCCCUUGGUCAAAUAAAAUCACAAAUGUUCUUUGGUUGUAGAGAACCUUAUAGGCUCCCCAUCAGUUUGACGUUUCCAGACUGUGUGUGCGUGCAUGUAGUAACUUGUGAACAAAAAUAAUGCAAAAAGGUGUACCCACACACGCUUCAGCCCAGCUUGAACAAAAAUAAUGCAUACUGUAGAAAAAAGGUGUACCCACACACGCUUCAGCCCAGCUUGAACAAAAAAGGAAUCAGGUGCUUGACUGAGGGACUUACCCCAGGACACUUCAACUGGUGACUAUUCAGGAAAAUAAAGAAAAAGGAGCACUCUGUUUCUGCAUUGAUCUGAAAUAUUGAAUGCAUGCGGUAAUCAGUGAUGAGGCAAGUUUGAUUGACUCAGGCAGCACUCAGUCUUGUGUAAUGUUUACCCAGAAGGUUUUUCAUGAUGAGGAUAUGGUGGGUGUGGUUUACCCAGAUUUGUUUUUCUUUCCCCGGCCUUCAACAGGAAGUUGAUCCCUGCUCUUCCUGUUCUCACUGAUUAUCCACUUCCAGUCCAAGGGAAGAGCACAGGUUGCGUUUCAAAUGGCACCCUACUCCUUAUGUAGUGCACUACUUUUGACAAAAGUAGUGCACUGAUUAGGGCAGGGGUUCUCAAAGUGGGAUCCGCAGUUAAUGAAGGGGGUCCACGGCCAGAUUAUUAUUAUUAUUAUUAUUAUUAUUAUUAUUAUUAUACAUUUUUUUGCAUUUAUUUUUUUAUGAAUAUUACUAACAGAUUAAAUUACUUUUGGCCAAGGGAUCCGUGGAAUAAGUUUGAAGUGUGUAAUACAUUUUAAUAAUAUUAAUCUACAAUUUAUGUUCUUAACGCUAGGCAACAUGGGCCUGUGGGGCUCACAGGGAUAUUGGUAUGCACAGUACUCCACCAAUAAAAAAUAAAUAAAAAAAAUGCACUGUAAUUUAAGCUUUGAAACUGAAAAGUUUUCUCUCUGCCUCAUGGCAAAAUGUGUAAAAUUGCAGGAAAUUUGCUUUAAAGCUGCAACAACAAAAAAUCUCUCUGCCCCAUGACAAAAUUCACUCUGAUGCCAAGAGGCGGGCCUUGUAAAUGUUAUCUGCAGACGUCAUAGUAAAACUCCUUGUAGACUAUUUUUAUUGCACUCGAGUUGUGUUCUGAUUAUGAGGGGGUCCCUGAUGAAUUUGCUAUCACAAAAAAAAAAAAGAGAAUAGGGUGCCAUUUGGGAUGCAAACACACAGUGUUCCAGUAGGAGCUGGGCAUUUCUCCUUUCUUUCUCUCAACAAACCACAAAGUGCGCUACCUAAUUGGUGGUGGUGGUGAUGGGGGUUGGUUUAGUUCAGGAAGCUGAAACCUUAAACCUUACCCCUUGCACAUCAUGUCUUUCCUCUCCUUUACAGUCCAAACCAUUCAUCCCUAAUGAUCCUCUCCUUCCCAGUCAGAACCCAGAGCCCAGGUCUGCGUCCCAAAUGGCUACCUAUUCCCUGCAUAGUGCACUACUUUUGACCAGGGCCCUAUGGGAAAAGGGUGCCAUUUGGGUUGCACCCCAGAGCUGCCAUAGGGAUCACUUCUCGUGGUUGUGGCCUAGUGAAACUGAUGCAGUGGAUUGCCCAGGCAUUUCUCAAUAAGUUGCUGCUGUGUUUUGAGGCGAUCUCAUGAUUUGGCACGGAGCCACCCUGUCCUCCAGUCUAGCAGACUAGGACUGCGUCUGAAAUGGCAACCUAUUCCAUAUAUAUUGCACUACUUUUGACCAGGGCCAAUAGAGCUUUGGUCAAAAGUAGUGCACUCUGUAGGGGAUAGGGUGCCAUUUCGGAUACACCCUUGGUUGGGGGCUGUACGGCCUGCUUUGGCUGGCACCUCCUUUAAAAAGGAGGUGCCAGGCAAAUGUGUUUAUAGUUUGAUAACACUUUAGAUCAGACUAUCAGACUGGUGAUUUGAGUAGAAGGCCAGUUGGGCUAGUCGUCAUUUACAUUUUAGUCAUUUAGCAGACGCUCGUUUUUUUUCUUCGUUUUUUUUUUCCCCCCAUAGGGUCAAGGUGGUCUCAAUGGUUAAUGCUGUCUUUUAUGGCAAGAUUUAUGUAUUUCUGGUCAUGGAUGAAGUAGAUUAAAUUCUGAAACUGAAGUGUCAAAUACUGUAGGUUUCAAGAAUGACACAUUUUGUCAUUUAGAUAGGUUGUCUAUGUUACGGAAAUGUUGUAGUAAAGGUUUGGUUACUGCUUAUUACACUACCAACAGCCAGAUGGUUACAGUUUUAUUUACCCCAUCUACCUGUCUUGAUAACUAACUGACUCUGACUGUACUCUUAAAUUUUUUUAUUAUUAUUAUUAUUUAAUUUUUUAGCAGACGCUCUUAUCCAGAGCGACUUAAAGUUUUUAGUGAGUGCAUACAUAUUCAUACUGGCCCCCCGUGGGAAUCGAACCCACAACCCUGCAAACGCCAUGCUCUACCAGCUGAGCUACAUGGGACAACUAAUGCGGUAUAGACGUCUGAGAGGUAAAGGAAUGAUUAACAAACAGUUCCUCGUGGGAGAAUCCAGAAGCUCUAUGCCACUCCCAGUAGUGCCAUAACUUUGAGUGAAAUAUAAAUACAUUUGAAAUAUCUUCUAAAUCUCUAACAUUUCUGCAUCGUUAUCCUGAUACUGAUCUGUGCUCUGUGUGGGAAAACUCAUUAUAUGAGUCAAAUGGGAAUACAUCUAACCCUUUAAAAGAGAGAACACGUUUUGAUUUGUGAAGUGAUCUUAACUUCCUUCCCCUGUUCAUGUAACUGUUUAAUGAUGUAGUCUGACAAGUAAUUCCUGGCUGCAGUAGUGUGGUCUGACUCUCGGGUAGUCUCAGUAGUGUGGUCUGACUCUCGGGUAGUCUCAGUAGUGUGGUCUGACUCUCGGGUAGAAAAAAUACAGGAGUCUCAGUAGUGUGUACACUGGACGAUAAAGUCAUCUUCUUCGUAACUAAUAUAAUAACUAUCCUCUGUCCUCACGUUAUAGAGUCUGUGAAUCAUGCAUGCAUGUGUUCAUUUAUUUAACCAGUGGAAUUUAAGGGUAUAUUUCCUGUAACCAAAGGUGUUGGCACUCAUCCCCCCCACCCCCCUUUCACUUGUCCCUCUUGAUCUUAAUUUGAACUCUUUUCCAGAUUGAACAUACAGGAAGUUCCAGAAUGUGUUUCAUUGUUUUGGUUGUAGGGUGUUAACCGGGCUCACCCACAUUUUUGGACAAUGACAAAAAGAAAAGGCCGGAACCCAGAUUUGAGAGAGCUGCUCUUGAGACCAAGCGCCAAAUCAUCACAUCCUGUGAUAUUAUGAAGGGUCCUCCAAUCAGAGGAUCAGGGACUCCUCCCAAUGAAUACUGUCCUGGUUGUGGGUCAAAUCCAACUAAAUAAAUAGAAAAGUGAAUUAUAGGAUCUCUAUGGUCAUGGUCACCAUUCUCCAGUCAGCACGCAUGCAUACUUUUUUUAAUUGUAUUUUUUUAAACCUUUGGUCAGUGUGGGUGAAUGAGAGAAGUGGGUAGAGCUGUGUCGGUUGAAGUUGGUGUGUGUUAACACCAUUAUGUUAUACAGUGGCUUGCGAAAGUAUUCACCCCCCUUGGCAUUUUUCCUAUUUAGUUGCCUUACAACCGGGAACUAAAAUUGAUUUUUUAUGGGGGUUUGUAUCAUUUGAUUUACACAACAUGCCUACCACUUUGAAGAUGCAAAAUAAUUUUUAUUGUGAAACAAACAAGAAAUAAGACAAAAAAACAGAGAACUUGAGCGUGCAUAACUAUUCACCCCCCCAAAGUCAAUACUUUGUAGAGCCACCUUUUGCAGCAAUUACAGCUGCAAGUCUCUUUUGGUAUGUCUCUAUAAACUUGGCACAUCUAGCCACUUGGAUUUUUGCCCAUUCUUCAAGGCAAAACUGCUCCAACUCCUUCAAGUUGGAUGGGUUCUGCUGGUGUACAGCAAUCUUUAAGUCAUACCACAGAUUCUCAAUUGGAUUGAGGUCUAGGCUUUGACUAGGCCAUUCCAAGACAUUUCAAUGUUUCCCCUUAAACCACUUGAGUGUUGCUUUAGCAGUAUGCUUAGGGUCAUUGUCCUGCUGGAAGGUGAACCUCCGUCCCAGUCUCAAAUCUCUGGAAGACUGAAACCGGUUUCCCUCAAGAAUUUCCCUGUAUUUAGCGCUAUCCAUCAUUCCUUCAAUUCUGACCAGUUUCCCAGUCCCUGCCGAUUUAAAAACAUCCCCACAGCAUGAUGCUGCCACCACCAUGCUUCACUGUGGGGAUGGUGUUCUCGGGGUGAUGAGAGGUGUUGGGUUUGCGCCAGACAUAGCGUAAUCCUUGAUGGCCAGAGUACCUUCUUCCAUAUGUUUGGGGAGUCUCCCACAUGCCUUUUGGCGAACACCAAACGUGUUUGCUUAUUUUAUUCUUUAAGCAAUGGCUUUUUUCUGGCCACUCUUCCGUAAAGCCCAGAUCUGUGAAGUGUACGGCUUAAAGUGGUCCUAUGGACAGAUACUCCAAUCUCCGCUGUGGAGCUUUGCAGCUCCUUCAGGGUUAUCUUUGGUCUCUUUGUUGCCUCUCUGAUUGAUGCCCUCCUUGCCUGGUCCGUGAGUUUUGGUGGGCGGCCCUCUCUUGGCAGGUUUGUUGUGGUGCUAUAUUCUUUCCAUUUUUUAAUAAUGGAUUUAAUGGUGCUCCGUGGGAUGUUAAAAGUUUCGGAUAUUUUUUUAUAACCCAACUUUGAUCUGUACUUCUGCACAACUUUGUCCCUGACCUGUUUGGAGAGCUCCUUGGUCUUCAUGGUGCCGCUUGCUUGGUGGUGCCCCUUGCUUAGUGGUGUUGCAGACGCUGGGGCCUUUCAGAACAGGUGUAUAUAUACUGAGAUCAUGUGACAGAUCAUGUGACACUAAGAUUGCACACAGGUGGACUUUAUUUAACUAAUUAUGUGACUUCUGAAGGUAAUUGGUUGCAUCAGAUCUUAUUUAGGGCCUUAAUAGCAAAGGGGUUGAAUACAUAUUUACGCACCACUUUUCCGUUAUUUAUUUUUUUAGAAUCUUUUUAAACAAGUUAUUUUUUUCAUUUCACUUCACCAAUUUUGACUAUUUUGUGUAUGUCCAUUACAUGAAAUCCAAAUAAAAAUCAAUUUCAAUUACAGGUUGUAAUGCAACAAAAUAGGAAAAACGCCAAGGGGGAUGAAUACUUUUGCAAGGCACUGUAUAAGUGUGGUGCUCGUGGACACUGGGGGUGUGUCCCAGAUGGCACCCUAUUCCCUACAUGGUGCACUACUUUUGACAAGAGCCCUAUGGGGCUAUAGAGAAUAAGGUGCCGUUUGGGACACAACCUGCCUGGGCCUGUCUGUUCUGUUGUACUUCAGUUACAUUAUCAUUGUUUGGAUAGAGGGAGGUCUCGGUUGGUCAUGUAAUGUACAGGAAUUUGGUGGGUAUUGUUGUUUCAUUUUGAAAUUUGACCUUGUUAUUAUAUUUAGUUUCUAAAAGCGAGGUCGUGUUGGGUUCGUUCUGUGGUGUUGCUGCAGUGUUAGAAUGAGAGAACAUGAGGUGUCUCUUUCUCUUUCUCUCUCUCUCUCUCUCUCUUACUUUCUCUCUUACUCUCUAUCUCUGUCUCUCUAUAUUAGUUUCUCUCUCUCUCUCUUUAUUACUCUCUCUUACUUACUCUCUAUCUCUCUCUAUAUUAGUUGCUCUCUCUCUCUCUAUAUAUUAGUUUCUCUCUCUCUCUCUCUCUUACUCUCUCUCUCUAUUAGUCUCUCACUCUCUUUAUUACUCUCUCUCCCCCACCUCUCUCUAAUACAAAUUACUCAUCACACAGAAGACAUUUGUAAGACUAGCCACCUCCUCUAACUACUUGGCUCCAACUGCCCCUCUGUUUAAGAAACUCAAUAUAUUGUCUAUCUACAACAUUAAUAUACUCCACUUAUGCGCCUACAAAUACAUAUACCUCCCAGACAGCCUACCUAAACCCUUCAAUGGAUUCUUCUAGGUUAAUUCCCAAAUCCAUGCGUACAUCACAAGACUCUGCGAUAACCUUCACCCUCCCCACUGCCGCACCUCACAUAGUCAAUUCUCUAUCAGAUACAGAUGUUCCAUACUCUGGAAUUCCUAUCUUCACAUUGCCAAAACAUCAUCAUCCCUCAAUAACUUCAAACAUAGACUAGGGGUCAGCCUGAUGAACCAAACUACCCAGUAGUCUCCUCCAUGUAGCCUAACUCCCACAUGCACACACAUAAUCAAGCAUGUUUUUUCUUGUAUACUGAGUAUAUAAUGUACAUUUAUAAUUAGUAUGCUCGUUUUAACAGAUUUUUUAAAAACGUAUUUGUAUAUUGGGUUUUGUGGUGUGAUUUUUCAUAUAGGCCCUUUUAGGUUUCCAACCUCAUCUGCACACAGUUUUUACCAGUUUUCUAUCUGUACUAUUUUUUCUUUCACUGUUUUUCUUUGGUGCGAAUAAAUAAAACCUAAAACCCUACCUCUCUCUCUCUCUCUCUCUCUCGCUCUUCCUCUUGGACUUGGAACCAGCAGGGCUUCUGAAAAGGGUGGCGACUUCCUUUUGGAUAAACAUGUCAUUCAUCUGAGAGAACAAAUUCUUUCCCAUCGCAAGAUAACCAUGAGGGAAGUGUUUGAUGUUCUUACAUAGGCGGGUCCUUCAGAUUUCACCCUCUGGAUUAAACCUUUUAACCCCACCAGAACAUGGCUCUGUCCCAAAUGGCGCUCAAUUCCCUAUAUAGUGCACUACUUUUGACCCUAUGGGCCCUGGUCAAAGGCAGUGCACUAUAUAGGGAAUAGGGUGCUAUUUGGGAUGCAGCCUUACUGUACCUCAACCUCGGGAGGAACCACAUGAACCAUUACAAAGACUUCAGGAAUAGUUUCUUGCAGCUGAAUAACUUGAUUCAUACAAGCUUUUAUUCAUGGUCAUUGAAUACAUUUCUUUAUAUUUUCUUGUUUUUUAAUUGCUUGUAGGCUGUUUGUGUAGGCUUACCAUUUACUCCACAGUUGCUUAUAUAGCUGUACUGCUUGCAGUCCUCCCUGCAUAUCAUGACCAGCUAUGUGCGCUGAAAUCUAAACUAUCCAUACUCCACAUGCCCCAUGUAACAUUUUAUAACGUGGUGUGAACAAAUCAAUCAUGUCCACCCAACGGUAAAGCAGCACAAUGUUUAUCUCUGUGCUUUUCUUGCAAAUGUUUGUCGGGCGCCUGUGUGAGAGUUGUUGUCUGUGAGUGAGCACGCCCAGCCCAGCUCUCUCUCUGUGCUGUUUAACUUGGCUAGUGUUACUGUAAACUAGGUCCUGGCCCCCUGAUUGCACGCAUCUAGGCGGGGCGGAUAUGGUUCCUCUCCUCCUGGACAGUUACAUAAGGGGCUGGGUUAUGGUUAGGGUUCUAAGGGUCUGGAGUUGUCUGUCAGGAUCAGAGCAGACACUUCUGUCUUGAUCCUGGGGGGUUAGAGUUAGGGUUAGACUGGUUCCUGAACCCAGCCCUGGUCUUACCUAACACUGGAAAAAAGACUAGGGUCACUCUCUCUCUCUAUUACUCUCUCUUUCUCUAUUACUCUCUCUCUUUCUCUUUAUUUCUCUCUCACUCUCUCUCUUAGACUGCAGAAUUAGGUUGCUGUUAAACAGUCCGAUUUUCUUUCAUCCUUCCAACUAAAUAUCAUGUCAGAAAAGCAUUUGGAAAUGUGACGUAAAGAGGAGCGCUACAUGAGCAGGAGUGAAGUCACUGUCCACAUAUGACGGUGAAGACCCACAUCAUACCGGCACUCUCAAUAAAGCCAACUUAUCAUCUGACCAUAUCCUGUGAUUUCUUUAUUCUGUAUCAGUUAAAAAUAUUUUUACUUAUACAGCUCACAGGCUUUUAGCAUAGCCCCUUUUACACUCCUGGCUUACCUCUACUAGCUAACCACUAGCAGCCUUGAAACACAGAUCAGCACAUCAGCAGUUCUUGUACUGUUACACACAAUCAAGAUAAACCUUUACCAUCAUAGUAGACAUUGAACGACUAUAACCAAACUGGCUAGAACGCUGUUGUUGGCCGACGGUAGCUAUAGCUAGCCACAUGCUAACCUGAGUGCUACUACUAGCAGCAGUACAUCCAAGUAUAAUGGCUAACAAACAUUGGCUAGCAUGAUAUCUUGCAAGUUAUAUCGGCCAAUAAAGAUCAGGCAGUUCAGCAAAAAUAAAGACAUACUUUUUAAAAAACAAUUACAUUUAAUCCAAUUGGUAUUUAUUUCUGCAAAAUGGUGGUUGUAGCUUGCUUGCUUGCUAUCUAGCUAGCUUAUUCCACCCCCAAACACCAUUCUAGAUUCAUGUGAGUGGGCCAGUUUGACAUAACAUGACAACUCUUUGGCCACUUUAGUACCUACUUACACGAUUCACCUCCAUCACCGAAGCCACCCGCCGUUGUGCUGUAGUAACACCGGUGCGGUCAGUGGACUUGGAGUCUUCAUUGACUGUGGGCACAGAACCAUUUAUUUCCCUCAGCUUCAUGGUGAAUCAAUCCACUCUUCCAAUGUUGGUAGCAAUCAUAAUCGUUUUUGACAGUGAGCCCUGCCUGUGACUUAAGAACCAGGCAGGGGUUCCCCUGCCCCAGUCUGCCCACCGCAUCCUCACUAAGCGGCCCUACUUUCUUCCUAUCUUAUCGCAUUUCGGGCCAAACAUGCAUACCGAUAAACAGUGGUUGUAGUGCACUGCCGCCACCACCAGGCCGUUCCCUUCUUGACGUCAAAGCCUAAAUGUAUUGUUGGAGUUUUCAAUAAAUGUAAUUCAAAUUGCUAAAAUGGAAGUGUAUAAUUAUUGUGUUUUUUUAUAAACUUUUGCAUAAAGUCAGUUUUAAAUGUAAUAUCAUCAAUCUAUGUUGUUAGAUUUGUGAAAAUAAAUUGUGCAACCUGCCCUUUAAAGCCUGCAGUAAGGAUGCUUUAUAACCUGUUAUGAGGUCCCGUGUAACUCAGUUGGUAGAGCAUGGCGCUUGCAACGCCAGGGUUGUGGGUUCGAUUCCCACGGGGGGCCAGUAUGAAAAAAAAAAAAUUAUGCACUCAGUAACUGUAAGUCGCUCUGGAUAAGAGCGUCUGCUAAAUGACUAAAAUGUAAAAUGUAAAUGUAAUGAGCAUGUAUGAGCCUUAAUAAUAAUCAGCAGGUUUUCCGUAAAAUGUUACCAGAAGUUAUGGAAUUGGGCAGGAGUUAAAAUGCCUAAGAGCAUUAUGAAAACUUAAUGAUCACGAUAUCCACACAAAUAAGAGACUUAACUUUAUGCUGAAUCUCUGUUAAACCUUGGCCUUUGUGGAUGUUUUGUUGUUUCAGAGCAUGGCUUCGUAGGGUACUCCCAGGAGCUGCUACGUAAGAACGCUCUACCAGACUACACAACAGGAGAAGGAUUCUUCACUGUAUUUGGAGUGUUCUUCCCCGCUGCUACAGGUGAACUACUAUAGCCAUGUUUACAGCUGCUUACGUGUUUACAUUUUGGUAAUUUAGCAGACACUCUUAUCCAGAGUGACUUAUACAGUCUGUGCAUUCAACUAAGUAAGUAAGUAAGUAAGUAAGUAAGUUACAAAAUCACAUAUCACAGUCAUUGCACAGUCCCUGCUCUAGGUCUAACACUGUCACAUUCUAGUGGUUCAAAGGACCGACUAUAAACAAUGCUUUAAAUGCAUCUGUAAGGUGUCCUGCUGUUCAAUGGUCAUAAACAAUGCCCUUUUCUAGCCAUAGGUGUGAGCUUCCACAGUGACAAUUUAUAUAAAUGUGGUUAUAAUAGUUAUAAUUAUAAUAGUUAUAGUUAUAAUAUAAUAAUGAUCUAGUCCUGUCCCUGGUGCUUCGGUGUGAUGGCAGGCUUCAACAUGAGCUCUGAUCUGUCUGUGAUCAUAACAGUCAAUCCUCCUGUCCUGUGUCUUGUAUGUAGGUGUGAUGGCAGGCUUCAACAUGAGCUCAGAUCUGCAGAGACCUGAACACAACAUCCCUGUGGGAACACUGGCUGCCGUCUGUACCUCGUACGUGUCUGUUGUUACUACCAACACUUAUAUCAUUGAGGUGUUCCAGGACUUGUUCCUCAGCCUUUUUUUUGCUGGGGAUUAGAAAAACAUUAUACCAUUUUAUCUUUAUUCCCACACCACUCCCAACAUGCCAUGAAGCAUUUAGGAUCUUGUGACAUAAUUUCCUAUUUAUAGUGAGAUGUGUGAUUUUCCAUCUAACUGAUGAAAAACUGGGGGUGGUAUUGUUGGCCACUACAGGUGGUUCCUGUAUCUGGUCUUUGUGUUUCUGCUGGGAGCCAUCUGCACCAGAGAGGCACUGCACUUCGACUUCUUAAUAGCAGAAAAGGUAAACUCUCUCUGUCCAUCCUCCUUUCCUCAUUGUGACCAUAGUGACUACUUCCUUUUGAAGAGCUUACUCUCUUUCCUAUUGAUGAUCAAGUUCAGAAGUAUUCAUGUCCAAUGUACAGUGAGGGAAAAAGGUAUUUGAUUCCCUGCUGAUUUUGCACGUUUGCCCACUGACAAAGAAAUGAUCAGUCUAUAAUUUUAAUGGUAGGUUUAUUUGAACAGUGAGAGACAGAAUAACAACAACACAAUCCAGAAAAACGCAUGUCAAAAAUGUUAUAAAUUGAUUUGCAUUUUAAUGAGGGAAAUAAGUAUUUGACCCCCUCUCAAUCAGAAAGAUUUCUGGCUCCCAGGUGUCUUUUAUACAGGUAAAGAGCUGAGAUUAGGAGCACACUCUUAAAGGGAGUGCUCCUAAUCUCAGCUUGUUACCUGUAUAAAAGACACCUGUCCACAGAAACAAUCAAUCAAUCAGAUUCCAAACUUUCCACCAUGGCCAAGACCAAAGAGCUCUCCAAGGAUGUCAGGGACAAGAUUGUAGACCUACACAAGGCUGGAAUGGGCUACAAGACCAUCGCCAAGCAGCUUGGUGAGAAGGUGACAACAGUUGGUGCGAUUAUUCGCAAAUGGAAGAAACACAAAAUAACUGUUAAUCUCCCUCAGCCUGGGGCUCCAUGCAAGAUCUCACCUCGUGGAGUUGUAAUGAUCAUGAGAACGGUGAGGAAUCAGCCCAGAACUACACGGGAGGAUCUUGUCAAUGAUCUCAAGGUAGCUGGGACCAUAGUCACCAAGAAAACAAUUGGUAACACACUACGCCGUGAAGGACUGAAAUCCUGCAGCGCCCGCAAGUUCCCCCUGCUCAAGAAAGCACAUAUACAGGGCAGUCUGAAGUUUGCCAAUGAACAUCUGAAUGAUUCAGAGGAGAACUGGGUGAAAGUGUUGUGGUCAGAUGAGAUCAAAAUCGAGCUCUUUGGCAUCAACUCAACUCGCCGUGUUUGGAGGAGGAGAAAUGCUGCCUAUGACCCCAAGAACACCAUCCCCACCGUCAAACAUGGAGGUGGAAACAUUAUGCUUUGGGGGUGUUUUUCUGCUAAGGGGACAGGACUACUUCACCGCAUCAAAGGGACGAUGGACGGGGCCAUGUACCGUCAAAUCUUGGGUGAGAACCUCCUUCCCUCAGCCAGGGCAUUGAAAAUGGGUUGUGGAUGGGUAUUCCAGCAUGACAAUGACCCAAAACACACGGCCAAGGCAACAAAGGAGUGGCUCAAGAAGAAGCACAUUAAGGUCCUGGAGUGGCCUAGCCAGUCUCCAGACCUUAAUCCCAUAGAAAAUCUGUGGAGGGAGCUGAAAGUUCGAGUUGCCAAACGUCGGCCUCGAAACCUUAAUGACUUGGAGAAGAUCUGCAAAGAGGAGUGGGACAAAAUCCGUCCUGAGAUGUGUGCAAACCUGGUGGCCAACUACAAGAAAUGUCUGACCUCUGUGAUUGCCAACAAGGGUUUUGCCACCAAGUACUAAGUAAUGUUUUGCAGAGGGGUCAAAUACUUAUUUCCCUCAUUAAAAUGCAAAUCAAUUUAUAACAUUUUUGACAUGCGUUUUUCUGGAUUUUUUAGUUGUUAUUCUGUCUCUCAUUGUUCAAAUAAACCUACCAUUAAAAUUAUAGACUGAUCAUGUCUUUGUCAGUGGGCAAACGUACAACAUCAGCAGGGGAUCAAAUACUUUUUUCCCUCACUGUAGGUGUGAUGUGUGUGAUAGAAGGAGUCAGGCGCAGGAGAGUAAUACGCAUCCAAAGAGUUUAUUCCAUCGAUAAACAGUUGCGCGAGCAUGUGACAACAAAACUCAGGCACAGGGGAAAUAUCUACCCAGGCAACAACAAGGUAAGGGUAGCUCAACCGAGCUACACACAGCUCACUACAAACAAUCACCCACACAGACAAGGAAGCAGAGGGAACACUUAUACAAUUACUAAUUGGGGAUAAGGACCAGGUGUGUGUGAUUAAUUAGACAAGACAAGUGGAGUGAUGAUAAAUGGAUCGGCAGCAGCUAGUAAGCCGGUGACAACGAACGCUAAAACCUGCCCGAACAAGGAGGGGAGGCAGCCUCGGCGGAAGUCAUGACAGUACUUCCUACACAUUCUUCAACAUUUUGAACAUGUACACAGACAUAGGCUACACAAUAAUUGUCUGUGUGUUCCCUUAUAUCCUAACUGUGUGAUAGGCAUAAUGGGAAUCUGUUAUUAUAAGUGUGAUGAAGUAGCCUGGUCACAUAUCUGUUUAUGUUGUCUUGCUAACUUCUAUGCUAAUUAUUGUAAUUACCGAAAUGAGAGAAACGUUGUACUGCUGAGGUCAAUACCCUCCCACCCCCCCACCCCCACACUCUCCCCAGUCACAGCUGUCCCUACACCAGCUAGCAGGGGGAGGUGGUGGAAGGGUGUGGGCGCUAGGGUUGAUACACUGUACAGGGGGUGCAGCUCAGCUGUCUGGGGUGGGGGGUUGGAUUAGUGGGUGGUGGUGUACGGGGGGUUGAGAGGGAUGGGCUAUCUAUUGCAUAUGUGUACACGUUAUCUACAGCAUAUGGUACAGCAGAAAUACUAUUGAGCUCAGUGCAAAUAUACAGCACACACAUUUUGUACACCAAGUUUUUUUUUAAGGGGGUAGAUUAGCUUUAAAAUUGCAGAUAGAUUGUAACUUCCAUCAAUGUAAUUGUCUGCAUCACUUCCAAUCCCCCAUAUGUUUUUUUUUCUCGCAAAUAUAUAUAUACAGUGAGCUCCAUAAUUCACUGGACAGUGACCAUUCUUUUGUUAUUUUGGUUCUGUACUCUAGCACUUUGAGUUUGAAAGGAUACAAUGACAAUGAGGGUGAAGUGCAGACUGUCAGCUUUAAUUUGAGGGUAUUUUCAUACAUAUCGGAUGAACCGUUUCCGAAUUAUAGAAGCUUUUGUACAUGGUCCCCCCCAUUUUCGGGCAUCAAAAAACAUUGGACAGUUUAACAUAAUGUAGAAUAAAGUAAUCAUUGUCAAUAUUUGGUCGCAUAUCCUUUGCAUGCAAUGACUGCUUGAAGUCUGCGAUGCAUCGCCAUCACCAGACGCUGGGUAUCUUCCCUGGUGAUGCUCUGCCAGGCCUGUACUGCAGCCAUCUUAAGUUCCUGCUUGUUUCGGGGACUUAUUGCCUUAAGUCUCCUCUUCAGCAUGUAAAAUGCAUGUUCAAUUGGAUUCAGAUCUGGUGAUUGACUCGGCCAGUCAAGGAUUUUCCACUUUUUGGCCAUCAAAAACCCCUUUGUUGCUCUAGCAGUAUGUUUAGGGUCAUUGUCUUGUUGCAUGAUUAAGUGCCGUCCAAUGAGUUUGGAGGCAUUUGGUUUUAUCUGAGCAGAUAAAAUAUUUCUGUAGACUUCAGAAUUCAUUGUUCUACUUCUGUCUGCAGUCACAUCAUCGAUGAAGACAAGUGAGCCUGUUCCACUGGCAGCCAUACAGGCCCAAGCCAUAACACCCCCUCCACCAUGUUUCAUGGAUGAGGUGGUAUGCUUUGGAUCAUGGGCAUUUCUUUUUUUUCUCCACACUUUUGUCUUUCCAUCACUCUGGUACAUGUUAAUCUUUGUCUCAUCUGUCCACAAUACUUUUUUCCAGAACUCUUGGGGCUCUUUUAGGUGCUUUUUAGCAAACUGUAAUCUUGCCUUUCUGUUCUUCAGGCUUAUCAGUGGUUUGCAUCUUGUAGUGUACCCUCUGUAGUCCUGCUGGUGUAGUCUUCUGCAUAUGGUAGACUUUGACACAUCUACACCUGCAUCCAGGAGAGUGUUUUUGAUCUGUUGGGCUGUUAUCAGGGGUUUUUUCUUCACCAUAGAGAGUAUUCUCCGGUCAUCCACUACAGUGGUCUUCCUUCCUCUGUCUACCGGGUCUUUUGACAUAAUUGAGUUCACCGGUUGUUUUUUUCUUGUUAAUGAUGAACAAAACUGUUGACUUGGGCAUGGCCAGGUUUUUUUGCAAUGUUCCUGAAUGAUUGAUUUUCAUUUCUGAGCCUUAUGACGGCCAACUUCAUUUGCAUCGACACUGCUGUCUUCCUCAUGUUGUCACACCCCAAUAACAACCUCCAAAGGCAAUAGCAACGUCUAGAAUCAUUACUAUUCAUCAACAGCUCUCCUGCAUUCACUAACGACACAAAUGAAUACACCUGCCUAACGACACACAUCUGUGAAGCCAAUUUAACAAAUACUUGUAGUACCUUAAAAUGGGGGGACCAUGUACAAAAGGUGCUGUCAUUUCUAAACGGUUCAUCCGAUAUGUAUGAAAAUACCCUCAAAUUAAAGCUGACAGUCUGCACUUCACGCUCAUUGUCAUUGUAUCCUUUCAAACUCAAAGUGCUAGAGUACAGAACCAAAAUAACAAAACAAUGGUCACUGUCCAAUGAAUUAUGGAGCUCACUGUAUAUACAUAUACAUACACAAACAUAUACACAUACAUACAUAUAAAUACAUACACAUACAUACAGUGAGGGAAAAAAGUAUUUGAUCCCCUGCUGAUUUUGUACGUUUGCCCACUGACAAAGAAAUGAUCAGUCUAUAAUUUUAAUGGUAGGUUUAUUUGAACAGUGAGAGACAGAAUAACAACAAAAAAAUACAGAAAAACGCAUGCCGAAAAUGUUAUAAAUUGAUUUGCAUUUUAAUGAGGGAAAUAAGUAUUUGACCCCCUCUCAAUCAGAAAGAUUUCUGGCUCCCAGGUGUCUUUUAUACAGGUAACGAGCUGAGAUUAGGAGCACACUCUUAAAGGGAGUGCUUCUAAUCUCAGUUUGUUACCUGUAUAAAAGACACCUGUCCACAGAAGCAAUCAAUCAAUCAGAUUCCAAACUCUCCACCAUGGCCAAGACCAAAGAGCUCUCCAAGGAUGUCAGGGACAAGAUUGUAGACCUACACAAGGCUGGAAUGGGCUACAAGACCAUCGCCAAGCAGCUUGGUGAGAAGGUGACAACAGUUGGUCCGAUUAUUCGCAAAUGGAAGAAACACAAAAGAACUGUCAAUCUCCCUCGGCCUGGGGCUCCAUGCAAGAUCUCACCUCGUGGAGUUGCAAUGAUCAUGAGAACGGUGAGGAAUCAGCCCAGAACUACACGGGAGGAUCUUGUCAAUGAUCUCAAGGCAGCUGGGACCAUAGUCACCAAGAAAACAAUUGGUAACACACUAUGCCGUGAAGGACUGAAAUCCUGCAACGCCCGCAAGGUCCCCCUGCUCAAGAAAGCACAUACAGUGGGGGAAAAAAGUAUUUAGUCAGCCACCAAUUGUGCAAGUUCUCCCACUUAAAAAGAUGAGAGAGGCCUGUAAUUUUCAUCAUAGGUACACGUCAACUAUGACAGACAAAAUGAGGGAAAAAAAUCCAGAAAAUCACAUUGUAGGAUUUUUAAUGAAUUUAUUUGCAAAUUAUGGUGGAAAAUAAGUAUUUGGUCACCUACAAACAAGCAAGAUUUCUGGCUCUCACAGACCUGUAACUUCUUCUUUAAGAGGCUCCUCUGUCCUCCACUCGUUACCUGUAUUAAUGGCACCUGUUUGAACUUGUUAUCAGUAUAAAAGACACCUGUCCACAACCUCAAACAGUCACACUCCAAACUCCACUAUGGCCAAGACCAAAGAGCUGUCAAAGGACACAAGAAACAAAAUUGUAGACCUGCACCAGGCUGGGAAGACUGAAUCUGCAAUAGGUAAGCAGCUUGGUUUGAAGAAAUCAACUGUGGGAGCAAUUAUUAGGAAAUGGAAGACAUACAAGACCACUGAUAAUCUCCCUCGAUCUGGGGCUCCACGCAAAAUUCAUUAAAAAUCCUACAAUGUGAUUUUCUGGAUUUCUUUUUCUCAUUUUGUCUGUCAUAGUUGACGUGUACCUAUGAUGAAAAUUACAGGCCUCUCUCAUCUUUUUAAGUGGGAGAACUUGCACAAUUGGUGGCUGACUAAAUACUUUUUUCCCCCACUGUAUACAGGCCCGUCUGAAGUUUGCCAAUGAACAUCUGAAUGAUUCAGAGGAGAACUGGGUGAAAGUGUUGUGGUCAGAUGAGACCAAAAUGGAGCUCUUUGGCAUCAACUCAACUCACCGUGUUUGGAGGAGGAGGAAUGCUGCCUAGAGGAGAACUGGGUGAAAGUGUUGUGGUCAGAUGAGACCAAAAUGGAGCUCUUUGGCAUCAACUCAACUCACUGUGUUUGGAGGAGGAGGAAUGCUGCCUAUGACCCCAAGAACACCAUCCCCACUGUCAAACAUGGAGGUGGAAACAUUAUGCUUUGGGGGUGUUUUUCUGCUAAGGGGACAGGACAACUUCACCGCAUCAACGGGACGAUGGACAGGGCCAUGUACCGUCAAAUCUUGGGUGAGAACCUCCUUCCCUCAGCCAGGGCAUUGAAAAUGGGUGGUGGAUGGGUAUUCCAGCAUGACAAUGACCCAAAACACACGGCCAAGUCAACAAAGGAGUGGCUCAAGAAGAAGCACAUUAAGGUCCUGGAGUGGCCUAGCCAGUCUUUAGACCUUAAUCCCAUAGAAAAUCUGUGGAGGGAGCUGAAGGUUUGAGUUGCCAAACGUCAGCCUCGAAACCUUAAUGACUUGGAGAAGAUCUGCAAAAAGGAGUGGAACAUAAUCCCUCGUGAGAUGUGUGCAAACCUGGUGGCCAACUACAAGAAACGUCUGACCUCUGUGAUUGCCAACAAGGGUUUUGCCACCAAGUACUAAGUCAUGUUUUGCAGAGGGGUCAAAUACUUAUUUCCCUCACUGUAUAUACAUCUCCUUUUUUAAAAUAUAUUUCCCUUUAUUACUUUCCAACCCCACCACCCCUUCCCUAAUUGGAGUAAACUAGUGAAGAACAAUGCUUAGGCCUCUACUUCCAGCUUAUACAUGCUAUAUACAUUUUAUGGACACAGUCAAUUUUACAAUAAUUAUAUUUUGUUUGUUUUUACUCCUGAACUUCCUCUACCCUCAACCUCUCUGAUCAUUUUCAUGAAGUCCAUCCGGUUUGCUUCUAUAUGCCAUAUCUUUCUAACUGUGCUCUUUCACAAAAGCUCUCAACCUAUAACCUAUAUACUUAUUAUGGACACAGUAUGCUUUACAUUAGUUAUCUUGUUGUUAUUAGUUGUUAGUUGUUAUUAGUCCCAUCCUUUAACUCCAUUCAACACCACCCAUCUAUCUCUUAACACCGUCCAUAUUGGAUUUCUAUUUGCCAUAUAUUUUUCAACUGUAUUGUGAUGUUUUACAAAAGUUCUGAACCCUUCUAUUCUCAUUGUUUCUACAGAUUGUAAAUUGAAAAUAAACAUUUUUGCUAAAAGUAUUAUUAUAUUAUUGAUCGAUUGAGUAUGACUUUUCAGAUCACCCAGUAGUGCUAUCUGCAGAGUUAGCUCCAUGUAAAUAUUGCAAUCCUUUAGCCAUUCCUGGACCUGUGUCCAAAAACAAGCUACAAAUGGACAGUACCAAAACAAAUGAUCUAAUGAUUCUGUCUCUUCGCAGCAAAAUCUGCAGAGCUGGGAGGAUUGUAUCCCCCAUAUAAAUAACAUUCUAUUGGUAGCAAGAAUUUUGUAUAAUAAUUUAAAUUGAAAAAUUCUACGUUUUGAAUCCGGCGUCGUUUUGCGUAUCAGUUCAUAAACACUAUGCCAUGGAAUCGGUACGUCAAAUCUCUUCGCAACUAUUUUGCAAUCUAUAUGGGACGGCUGUCAAUCCUUUGGUCCUUGAUUGAAACUGGUAUAAUUUUCUUUAACCAAUUAUGUUCUUUAAUGCAGGGCCGACAGACAAGUUCCUUACUUUUUCCCCCUUCCACUUUCCUCUUCCAUUUUUGCGGUAAUGCUGCAAUUAUUUGGUUGUAAUUUUGGGUAGAGCAGACAUUUCCAUAUCUUUUUGUUAGCUGCAUGUACGACAUAACUCCACCAGUCCUACCGAUGAUAUCAUUUACGAAGAUUAUACCUUUUAUAAACAUUCUUUAAAAAAAUAACGUUUUUUUUAUCAAUUAGUAUAUUUGAGUUUAACCACAAUAUUUGUUGCAUUAUUUGUUCUUUCGUUUCUGGAGGAUUAAAUAGAAAUUGCAACCAAUUUUCAAUGGCUUGUUUUAGAAAUUGUGAUAUUUGGGAGAUGAUUUCCUUUUCAAACUGAAAGUGAGAGGUUGUAAUCUGAAUAAAGGGAAAAAGGCCAUUCUUGAACAUUGGGUGAGACAAUCUUACUAAUUUGCUAGAGAACCAGUUCGGAUUUAAGUAUGACUGAAGCUUUUAGUGAUAGGUCUAAUGCUUUAAUAUUUAAUAAUUUCUGUCCUCCGAAUUCAUAUUCAUUAUAUAAAUAGGCCCAUUUCAUUUUGUCUGGCUUGCCGUUCCAAAUAAAAUUGAAUAUUUUUUUCUCAUAUAAUUUAAAAAACUGUUUGCUAGGCGUAGGCAAGACCAUAAGCAAAUAGGUAAACUGGGAUAAUACUAAAGAGUUAAUCAGGGUGAUUUUUCCACAAAUGUACAGGUAUUUACCUUUCCAUGGUAGCAAGAUCUUAUCUAUUUUUGCUAACUUUCUAUUAAAAUGUAAUGGAGUGAGAUCAUUUAUUUCAUUUGGGAUAUGUGUGCUGAGUAUAUCCACAUCACUAUCAGACCAUUUUAUUGGUAAACUACAUGGUAAUGUAAAAAUUGUAUUUUUUAGUGAUCCAAUACGUAAUAUAGUACAUUUAUCAUAAUUUGGUUGUAAUCCAGAGAGGUUAGAAAAUGUAUCUAGAUCCCCUAUGAGGCUGUACACCAAGUUCUUUGCAAACAGAUUUAUUUGUGAUUUCAAAAAAUUUUUUACUCAUGGUAACACUUGAUUUAAAGCCUGCAGGUAAAUCAAAUCAAAUUGUAUUGGUCACAUACACAUAUUUAGCAGAUGUUAUUGCGGGUGUAGCAAAAUGCUUGUACAAAGUUGCUUAGGAGCUAGAAGCAGAGCUGCCAUGUCUGUCGGCGCCAUCUUUUAACUAGUAAAGUGUUACCAAAUGUGUAUAUGAAAUUGUUCUAAUUGCAAAAAUACCUACAUUAUGUCCUCCUUUUGAUUCCUGCUUCUAACCUAUUUUCAUAAGGGGUUGGUUGAGCAGAACUUAGCUGCGUGUAGUCAUCAUGGGACCGUACUCUAGCCUCUUUUCCUCCUCUGUUUGUUUGUUCCAACUUCCCAGGUCUCCUUGGUGGGUUUCUUGUUUCUCCUGGGCCUCUACAUCUCCUCGCUGGCCUCCUGCAUGGGCGGUCUGUACGGGGCACCCAGGAUCCUCCAGGUCAUCGCCCAGGAGAGGGUCAUCCCAGCCCUGGCCUUCCUGGGACAAGGGGUUGGUUUGCCUGGCAGGAUGGUGGAUGAUCCAUAAAUCCAAAAUUAAGAGAAAUGGAUCAGGGGCUCUAUGUAUUAAGCAUCUCAGAGUAGGAGUGCUGAUCUAGGAUUUUAGUUCAUAAUGAAUAAGGUGACAUAGAUUGGGUGGACCUGAUCCUAGAUCAGCACUCCUACUCUUAGACUGUUGAUACAGCUCCUGAUAAUCAUUCUCACGUGAACAGUGCCACAGAACUAACCUAAGCCAAAAAACACAUUGUGCUGCUAUAAACAGUUUGUCACAACUUGAACUGAACAUUUUCUCUCUUGGCUAAAUCAGAACCAUCAAACACAAUAUAGUCUGUCUCGAGUAGGUGGGGGGUGAUACCAGUACGACGGGUGGGUUCCAUGGGAAACGGUGAGAGAACGGCCUGAUUUUAGAGUGGUCAGUUGAGUAAACUAACCUCACAGAGAAAAAGAGAACGGAUGGAGCAUCCCAAAUGUCACCCCAUUUCCUAUAUAGUUCACUACUUUUGACCAGAGCCCUAUAGGUUCUGGUUAAAAGUAGUGCACUAUUUAAGGAAUAGGGUGCCAUUUGAGAUGCAGCCUGAGUGUAGCCUAACGGUUGGUCGUACCUUAUGAAACACAGCACACUGAACCCCCCUUCCUCUCCUCGGACCACACGCCCCUCAGUACAGAGUGGCAUGUACUGUGUGUGUGUUCGUGUUUGCUGGAACCAGGCCCUAGACAUCUCACCCCGAAUCAAAGCCUCAGAACAAACCCAGGAAGGGAGACGGACGGGCCGGCCCAGAUUGGCCUGGAACACUGCCAGAAAGGGAGAGAGAGCGAGAGAGUACCAGUGGUGGUUCAGGCAGCUUGGCUGUAGUUCUAGUCAGAGCAGGCUUAGUCUGAAAACACAGCAACCUUUUUAAACAACCGGUUUGGCUCUUUUGUUGAAAUUAGAGCUUCUCAGCAGAGCAUAGCAUAUCUUCCUCUUUUUUUCUCGCUCUAGCUCUCUCUUUGUCUGCUCUGUCUGUCUCCAACAGAAAGGUCCUAAUAAGACUCCGGUGGCGGCCAUAGUCUUAACUAGCCUGCUGACCAUGGCCUUCGUCUUUAUCGGACAGGUCAACGUCCUGGCCCCCAUCGUCACCAUCAACUUCAUGCUCACCUACAGCUUCAUUGACUACUCCUACUUCAGGUGUGUGUGUGUGUGCAUUGGGCGGACAUGUGUGCUGGAACCAGACCCAAGACAUCUUGAAUCAAAGCUGACUUUGACUACUCUUACUUCAGUGUGGCGAUGACCUAUAACCUCCAGCCCAGAGAGAAGAGGGUUGGUCCUGCCAAGAGGCCUGGGACUGGAGCCUCAUCCUUCACAAACCAUACUUCCAAGCCCCUCAUGACCACCACCCACCAGGUUAUUUUAUGUUUUUUCAUAAGUCAAUACAUUUGUCAAAAUUCUGUUAAAUGUUGAGUUCAAUCAAGUGUCAAUCAAAAUUGAUGCAAAUUCAUUUUCAGGUCAGUACAAUACAUCACAAAACAAUACUUUUCCCCCCACAAUCCACCAGGGUUAUGGUACAGAGGGGGACGGUGAGAGCCCAGGGAAGGGGACCCUGUUAGAGUUUACUAGGGAUAUGGACCAGAUCUUCCCCCUGCCCAAUGGUGGUGAACAGGAGGAGACAGAAAAGGACAAUGCCACAGAGAAGGUCUCCAUGCCAGGCCUGAGAGGCAGGAUCAGGAGGGUGAAAGCCCCCGGCAAGAAGACACUGAUGGACAGCUUUGGGCUAGACCGUAAAAGCAAUGCCUUCCCUAGUGAGGGAGAUGAAGAUGGAGAAGGAGGGGUUGAUCAGGCUCCCCCAGGUCCAGGAGAGUGUGUAUCCCCCCAGGAAAGGUCAGGAGAGCCCAGCCCUGACCCUGAGGAAGUGAGGCAGGACAAGACCCUUCCCGGUCAUAACCCCAUAGAGCUUGACCCUCCAGGGUCACAGAGAGAAAACACUGGUGAGGAGUACUUCGACUUAGAAUUUUAGUUCACUUUUGGCAUUUAUUAAGUGGUACCAUUGGGCACAUGGUGCACAGCUCUGAUUCAGUCAACUUCAUCACUCCCUGUGUGCGUGGGCAUGCAUGAGUUUGUGUGUGUCGGCAUUUUACGACAUUCUCUACUUAAUUUGCAACCAUUUACCCACCUCAUAGAGUACACUAUUUACAUAGUGUUGUAAUAGUAAAAUAGGUUAUUGAAUGUCUGGAUUGUGUCUACCUUUCUGUUAUAAUGCCUGUUGUUUAUACUUCAUUCAUUUCUGUAAAUAUUAUGGCAGGUUCUGACUGUAAACCAGACUACCAGGGAUCAGAAAUCCAACGGAUGCCUGAUUCCUUCUAUGCCAAAUUCUGCAACCACUGGAUUGCACUGAUUGGUGUAAGUAAGCCAGUAAAACAUGCAGUAUAACAGUUCUGCCCUAUUGUAUCUAAAUGUAUUUUCUUGAUUACUAAUGUUUUUUCCCCCCUCUGCAGGCAUUAUGUUCCAUCCUGAUCAUGUUUGUCAUUCAGUGGGUCUAUGCCUUGGCCAAUAUAAUAGUCGCCUUGGUCCUCUUCCUCUACAUUGGAAAAGCAAGCCCUGGCCUUCCAAUAGGUGACUAUCCAUCCAUGUCAACAACUGUCACAUUCACACAUCUCUGUGCAUUUCUAAUACAAGAAAGUGUGUCAGUCACUGCUGAAGCCUUGAGUUACAGUCUCUCAGCCACACAGCUGUUCAGCAGGAUAGUUCGAAUAGCUGAGUUAGAGGAUUCUGCAACUCUGUGAUAUACAAUCUCCCCUCCAUACAAUUCCCUGCUUUGCUCCCCUAACUCAAGACUGUGACAGAGGCAUACUGAAGAUCACACAUGCACACCACACAUGCCACAGUUGUCAUGGUUAGUGAAAUGGUUUUCAUAUUUUACAGGUCACACAAAGAUCUCCUACUGUAUAUCAGAGGAAUAGUUUUUUAUUCUGGAGUGGCAAGCGUUAGCUUAUUGAAUACAUCUAACUUAGAUGUUUUGUUUUUGAAAUAUGGUUUAUAAUAUCAGCUAGUAGUAGAUGUAUCAUAUUUAUUACAAUGUUGUUUUUUGUGUGUUUACAGGAGUGGCAGCUCGUUUCAGCUUUUUCAGAUGGAUUAGGACAACCCUGAGCAACCUAGGAAGGUAUACAGCAUCAAAAAAACUCUUAUAAAAUGAUCAUCAUUCAUCAUGUAUUCAGCUUUCUAGUGUAUUAUGUUUAGCGUUGUCUUUAAAGGUAGACUCAGCCUAGAGCAUCACCGCAGAUAUUGAGAUGAGCGAGAUGCAAGACUUCGCUCUCACACAGUCACAAAACAGUAUAUGCGCAUGUGCACGGGUUCGCUUCACGCUGUUCACAGCGUGGUAGCCACGGGACCAAAACAGCGAAGAAGUUGAGCCUUACGCUUCAAUGCAUCUACGUCAAAUCGCUGAGUCUACCUUUAUAUAGUAUAAUCAUUAAAUAUAGUAGACAGAAGCAGUGAAAUCAACGUCUUGGUAACCAAGUUAAGGAAAUGUUCAGGAACUCAGGAAAUGCUCGUACAAUAUCAGCUUGGAGCAGCAACAACAACCGAGAGCACUGAAACACUGUACAGUAUCUUUCCAUACACAAGGCCAGGUCAGCUGGUUGCUUGUGAUACAGUACGCACAGAGUCACCCUCUGGAGCUGUUUACCACUGUUUCUGGGUUCAGAAUAUAGGGAGUACAAAAAAAGUUGUCUCAAAUAGCACCCUAUUCCCUAUAUAGUGCACUACUUCUGAUUAGGGCCCAUAGGGCUCUGGUCAAAGUAGUGCACUGUUUAGGGAAUAGGGUGCCAUUUGGGACAAGAUCCUGGUCAAAAGUAGUGCACUAUAUAUGAAAUAGUGUGCCAUUUAAGACUUUGCCACACUGUAGUACAGUAUGUUUGUAGAAGUGUCAUAUAAUAGGCCUGCCAUUUAUUUACAUUUUACAUUUUAGUCAUUUAGCAGACGCUCUUAUCCAGAGUGACUUACAGUUAGUGAGUGCAUACAUUUUCAUACUGGCCCCCCGUGGGAAUCGAACCCACAACCCUGGCGUUGCAAAUGCCAUGCUCUACCAACUGAGCUACACAGGACUAACUUUAUGUUGAACUGGUCAUGAGUACUAAGCACCAAGACAUUAUAAAGGCUUGUUGUACAUGCUUAUAACAAGUAAUUAAAGCAUCAUACCUGCAGGCUUUAAGUAAACUGUUUGUCAUGAGUACCAGGAACUACAUUAUAAAUGAAAUUAUUAAUUGAAGUUAUGAAGCAUCAUAUCCUACCUGAAGACUUAUAUUAAUGUGUUACUGAUAUAUUAAACUGGAAUAAACAGACAGCUUUCUAAUUCUAUUCUAUUUAUGUAAUGUUUGCUUUAUUUAAGAGGAGACAGGGAUUGAACUCCGGUCUUCGGGUUGCAUACAUGUGCCAAGACCCCAGACCAUGGGGCCUGCACAUUCUAUUCUAACUAUUCUAAUGUCCUGUCCUUCAGCGGUGAGUAUCCUCGGGACCGGAUGGUCGUGACACCCUCUCUGUCAGGAGUCGGCAUGGAAACUAGGCAGCUGACAGAAGAAAACCUGGACUUUGCCUCUCGGGACCGCUACCACCAGUCUUCCUUUAUCGAACCAGACAGGAUGGCACACCUACAACUCAACUGAUCACCACAACUCUGGAUGGCUGGUCCUAUCACAGACCAUAGUAUCCUGGUCCAAUAUCUGUUUGUGCUGUCUUGCCAACUCAUUACAAUGACCAUAGGAGUUGGCAAAACAGCACAAAAAGAUCUGGGACCAGGCUGAAAUAAUGUCUCAUUCUAGGCCUUAUAGACAGAUUACAUAUAAGCAGUCAAACUGAAAGCUGAAAUCAAUAGUCCUACUCUAUGA